AUGAAUCAGAAGGUCACUACUUUACUAUUCAUCGUCUCUUCGUUGGUGUUGGUAAACACCAAUGCAUCCCAUAAACGAGUGAAGCGUAUGAGGCUCCUGACAGACACCGACGAUCGAACCGAGCACACUGAUGCGUUUUAUGACACUAUUUUUUCUUCUGAAAAUUCAGAAAAACUUUUUACGAAAGAUGCAGAGGGAAUCUUAACAAUUCGUGAUCAAGAUUCGUCAUUCGAAGUUUUGGGAGUGAAAUAUUACUGGUAUGGAUUGCUUUACUCGUUCUGGAAAGGAUAUCGAACGUGCUACUAUCCUGCUGGAAGAGAUCCAGAAAUGGAAAAAGUUCGAUUUCCGGAUGGAUCACGAGUGAACGACAUAAUUUUUGGAUGCUACAAGUUUCAAAGGUGUUGUGGAACAGAAUGCUGCUUUGAAACUGUAAUUAAUGCUGCUGUAGGCUUGAUUUUUCUAAUUGGCUCAAUUUAUGUCUGCAUAUACCUUGUGAUAAAAAAUGCUCAAGAAGAACGUGCAAACGAAGUGGAUAUCCCGUUGAAUGAUAGGAAUCAAUGA
Caenorhabditis briggsae is the source of this 561-nucleotide messenger RNA. NCBI's taxonomy places the organism in Eukaryota, Metazoa, Nematoda, Chromadorea, Rhabditida, Rhabditidae. The record is from RefSeq and is a predicted model, not a curated record. Bases 1 to 561 code for a protein of 186 amino acids. The transcript is spliced from 4 exons.